Messenger RNA from Cucumis sativus (cucumber), 1088 nucleotides. Its product is annotated as dCTP pyrophosphatase 1. Gene Ontology annotation, molecular function: nucleoside triphosphate diphosphatase activity. NCBI's taxonomy places the organism in Eukaryota, Viridiplantae, Streptophyta, Magnoliopsida, Cucurbitales, Cucurbitaceae. Bases 517 to 894 code for a protein of 125 amino acids. The transcript has 2 exons. Gene Ontology annotation, biological process: nucleoside triphosphate catabolic process. The record is from RefSeq and is a predicted model, not a curated record.
UCCUCUAAACUUACAAAAAUGAUCAUAAUUCAAUUAACCACUUGUACAACCGACUUCAAGGCUCGAGGUUUGAUUCUUUCAUCCUACGUUGCUACAUUACAUCCGUAUAGCUUAAAGUUAACCCGACACAUAAUUGAACUGGGAUCGGAGAGAUCCAAAAGUCACACAAACUUCAAGUUCAAAAGAUUGAAAAAGGAUGGGAUGUAAUUUUGUGGUGUAGAGAAGUGGUGAGAGACAUGGCAUGGCAUGAGGCGCAGCAGCAAAUAGGUGAUUUGAACUUUGAAGUGAUGAAUGGAAAGAUGGAGACAAGCUUUCCCACACUUCACAUGCCUUAAUUACUAUUUUAUCUUUUUAUCAAACACCUCAAGUGCACGUCCCACUAUCAUCAUCAAAUUCCCUCUGUCUCUAUCUCAUUCUCUCUCUCUCCCUAAACUAACUUCUAUAAAUUAACACCCCAACCGAACUCAGAGAUCACAACCACAAGCAGAUAAAAACAGAUCACAGAGAAAUAUAGAUAUGGAGAAUCGUUCUUACGAACCUGAAAAAACCGCCAAAGACGUCUCACUGCAAGAACUCAGAGACAGACUCGCAGAGUUCGCUCGAGUUCGAGGAUGGGAGCAGUACCACAGCCCUAGAAACCUGCUUCUAGCACUUGUUGGUGAAGUCGGAGAGCUAUCGGAGAUAUUCCAGUGGAAAGGAGAAGUGGAGAGAGGGCUACCGAACUGGAGCGCGGCGGAGAGAGAGCAUUUGGAAGAAGAAGUAUCGGAUGUGUUGCUCUAUCUAGUGCGUCUCGCCGAUGUGUGUGGCCUUGAUCUCGGCCAUGCCGCUCUCUCCAAGCUCGUCAAAAAUGCCAACAAGUAUCCUGUCGCCGCUUUCACUCGCGCUCUCCCAUGAACUUUGCGCCCUUCUCUUCUCGUUUUGUUAGAACAAUGAUUGAGUGCACCCAAUCCACCGCCCAAGUUUUUUCCACUUUUAGAAUUUUUUUCUCCCUAUAGUAAUACUCAUAAGGACUUUGUAAUAUUCUCGUUUUUACAUUUCUAUUUAUAAACAAUUCUCCUUAAUACUUAUUUGAUCUCAACUUUGUUUAA